CUGCUGUUUUACCUGAAGGGUCCACAGUAAACAUGGAGCCUGGCUUUACAUUUGAAAGCAUAUUUUUUGACAACAUCACUGACAACAGCUCGGAUGGGUCUGGAGACUUUGACUCGUUCUUCCCGGAGGCGUGUGGCACGGCGCUCAGCCAGGACUUCAACAAGAUCUUCCUCCCCACGGUGUACGGAAUAAUCUGCUUCCUGGGGAUAGUCGGCAACCUGUUAGUGGUCAUCGUCAUGGGCUACCAGAAGAAAGUGAGAAACAUGACCGACAAGUACCGGCUCCAUCUCUCCGUGGCCGACCUGUUGUUCGUGCUCACCCUGCCCUUCUGGGCGGUGGACGCCGCCAAGACCUGGUACUUUGGACAAUUCCUGUGCGUGUCCGUGCACAUGAUCUACACCGUCAACCUGUACAGCAGCGUGCUGAUCCUGGCCUUCAUCAGCUUUGACAGAUAUCUGGCGGUCGUCCACGCCACCAACAGCCAGACCACCAGGAAACUGCUGGCGAGCAAGGUGAUCUACGUGGGUGUGUGGCUGCCGGCCGCCGUGCUAACCGUCCCCGACCUGGUGUUUGCACGGAAGCAGGACGUGAGCCCUUCAGUCCUCUUCAGGGACGACAACGAGGACGCGGCCGAGUCCAGGACUAUCUGCCAGCGCAUCUACCCGGUGGAGAGCAGUCUCAACUGGACGGUAGCGUUCCGCUUCCAGCAGAUCCUAGUGGGCUUCGUGCUGCCGGGCCUGGUCAUCCUCGUCUGCUACUGCAUCAUCAUCGCCAAGCUGUCGCAGGGGGCCAGAGCUCAGGCCCUGAAGAAGAAAGCCCUGAAGACCACGGUCAUCCUGAUCCUGUGUUUCUUCGGCUGCUGGCUGCCCUACUGCGCCGGCAUCUUCCUGGACACGCUGAUGAUGCUGAACGUGGUCCCUCCCACCUGCGUGCUGCAGCAGGCGGUGGAGAAGUGGAUUUCUAUCACGGAGGCUCUGGCGUAUUUCCACUGCUGCUUGAACCCAAUCCUCUACGCUUUCCUGGGAGCCAAGUUUAAGAACGCCACCAAAAGUGCACUGACUCUCGGCAGCAGAUCCAGCCAAAAAGUGACUCUUAUGACCAAAAAGCGAGGCCACAUUUCAUCCGUGUCGACCGAGUCUGAGUCUUCCAGUGUCUUGUCAAGUUAAAUCAGAAUUUCAGUCGUUGCCUCGAUGCCACGAGGAGGCAAAAGAAGUAAAAAUUUAAUUUCUAAAUAUUUACUACAUUUUGUACAGUUGUUACAAACUUUUUUUUUUGUACAUUUAAUUUUUUUUAUGCCUUGAAUAAUGCAACUGUCUUUUGUGAUGGUUUUACUUUUCCUUUUUCUGUUUUCUUUCUGUAAGAGAGAUCUGUCCUCAUGCAACAACUGUUCAGUGAUCUGUUGUCCCUCCUCUCACCCUUACGUCUGCUCUCAUCCUUACAGCUCACUCACGUGUCGUCCUGUGCUGUUUCCAGGACUGGCAGCUGAAUUCUGAUAAACCUGUACAUAGUUAGUGUGUUCGCACUUAAGGGGUGUGAUUAUCUGAAAGCUGUUAUUUAUUUCUUGUCUUUCACACUGGAUAUUUGUAAAAAUCGGGGAACUGCAAGCUGCUUUUUUUUGUUAUUCUUUUUUUUUUUGUGCUUUUUUACAAUUUGAUAUAUAUUUUUUGAUGUAAAAAUAAA
Messenger RNA from Cololabis saira (Pacific saury), 1680 nucleotides. RefSeq names its product C-X-C chemokine receptor type 4-like. The transcript has 2 exons. Gene Ontology annotation, molecular function: chemokine receptor activity. NCBI's taxonomy places the organism in Eukaryota, Metazoa, Chordata, Actinopteri, Beloniformes, Belonidae. The coding region runs from base 33 to 1166 and encodes 377 amino acids. Gene Ontology annotation, biological process: chemotaxis; brain development; neurogenesis. Gene Ontology annotation, cellular component: membrane. The record is from RefSeq and is a predicted model, not a curated record.